Molecule: messenger RNA, 1140 nt
Organism: Phragmites australis (common reed)
Lineage: Eukaryota; Viridiplantae; Streptophyta; Magnoliopsida; Poales; Poaceae
Exons: 2
Coding region: 480-899 (139 amino acids)
Source: RefSeq, a predicted model, not a curated record
GCUCGCCGGAGGUGCUUGAUUGGUCGAGAUGUUGAGUUGGUUGGACGGUUGGUUGGAACGUGGGCAAGACUGGCCCGGGAGGGUCACACCACACACACAGCACCGCCCCGCAUCAUGCAUGAACGCCAGCUCCUUGCGCGUCCACGUCAUCAUUAGCCUUCGCAAUGACCACCUCCUCCUGUGCUCCACGCGCCAUCCUCUUCUCGCGGUCGGCGCAGACCCACGCCUUCCUCCACCUUCCUUGCAGUUGCACAUGCACUUCCCCUGAAUCUCUCUCUCUCUCUCUCUCUCUCUCUCUCUCUCUCUCUCUCUCUCUCUCUCUCUCUCUCUCUCUCUCGGCAAGUCGGCAUCUUUAUAUAGUGACACAUCCCUCAUCAGCAGAAGAGUAUCGACAAGGCAACACAAGAUCUCGACCAAUCAAGCAACAGUUAAUUGCCAAGAACACAGGCACCUAGCUAGCUGAUCGAUCAAGCUCAUCGAUGGAGACACAAAAGGACGCGUCGUCAUCCCUUGAGAGGAGCCUCUCCACCGUCACCUACUGCUGCGGCGCGUGCGGGUACGACCUCAGGCUGCGCUCCUCGGACCGCAACACGGCGGGCAUCGUGGUUGGCGGCUACGGCCGCGCGGUGCGCCGCGGCGUGGUGGCGUUCGACGCCAUCGACGACGCGCGGUUCGGCCACGCCGACGAGUUCCGGUGCGUCGACGUCCGCGCACGCAGGCUCUUCGUGCGCCGCACCCGCCUGCUCUGCCGCAAGUGCGGCAAGAGCCUCGGCUUCGGUUACGACGACCGGGGCGACGGCAGCGGCAACAAGUCACCGCGCUACGACAUCAAGAUCCGCGCGCUCCAGCCACUCGCCCACGACGACGCCAACUCCUCGCCUGCGCCGCCUGAUGCCUGAUCGCCGCCUGUUCCGUGCCGUGCAGAUUUGCUCGUGUUUUUCUUUGCAAGUCGCUGUCGCUGGUGUUUUUGUCUGCAAGUCGCUCGCUUGCAACUCAAGAAAUGUACAAACCCAUGGUCUCGCUUUCUUCACCUUCUUUUCUUUCUAUAUUUUUUAUUUAAAAGAAAAAGGGAAUUCGUUGAUCUUGACUCCUUGUUUCAUAUGGAAACGCGUUGUUUUGGGUUGUUGAACCAGCCUGGCA